AUGACAAAUUGGAAGAAUGCUAUUAGGGCUAAGAGGAGGGCAUUAGCAACCUAUCAAAAUGACAAAUCUGAUUCCAACUGGGAUGCACUGCAUAUAUGGCGUAAUGAAGCCACGCGACAAAGGAGAAUAGCAAUCAAGUCUUAUUGGAAGAGUAAAUCUGACCAUCUGAAGGAAAAGCCAGCAGACUUUUACAGAACUUUUAUGCCAUUUCUAGGCUCGAAUGCCCGGGCAAGAAGCACCGAGUUUAAUAUCAAAGUUGGAAAUGAAAUUGUCAAGAAUCCAGACAAGGUAGCUGAAACCCUAGCCAAUUUAUUUUGCUUCAAUUGCAGGGGCAUCGGUGGAGAUAAUAUUGAAAAUUUAACAGAAAGUGAUUUCAACAACCAUCCAAGUGUCUUAAAAAUAGCACAGUGCUCGACUCAACGGGAUGCUAUAAAACUAAACCCCCUUCACAAAGUGCAAGUUCAAGAAGCAAUGGAGUCCUUAAAAGUCAAGAAAGCAUCUGGCUGUGACUCCAUUCCUCCAUUUGCUUUAAAAGUUGGCGCAGAGGCAAUUGCUAUCCCUCUCACUACGUUAUUUAACAGAUGCAUAAUGGAGAGUAAAUGGCCACAGUCAUGGAAAAAGGGGGAAUGGGUUCCAGUCUUUAAAAGUGAUGACCCCCUACUAAAGGAGAACUAUAGACCUGUCACUGUUCUCCCAGCUGCAGAUAAG
This is a messenger RNA of Pocillopora damicornis (cauliflower coral), 708 nucleotides long. RefSeq names its product putative RNA-directed DNA polymerase from transposon BS. NCBI's taxonomy places the organism in Eukaryota, Metazoa, Cnidaria, Anthozoa, Scleractinia, Pocilloporidae. The record is from RefSeq and is a predicted model, not a curated record.